Erythranthe guttata (spotted monkey flower) is the source of this 1365-nucleotide messenger RNA. Lineage: Eukaryota; Viridiplantae; Streptophyta; Magnoliopsida; Lamiales; Phrymaceae. The record is from RefSeq and is a predicted model, not a curated record.
AUGGAGAAACUCGCUCUCGCCCUCAUCAACGCAGCUCGGAAGCUUCGACCUUACUUCCAGUCACAUCAAGUAGUGGUUCUCACCAAUUAUCCUCUGAAGCAGAUAUUAAGGAGUCCCGAGACAUCCAGGCGAUUAGCAAAAUGGGCGAUAGAGCUAAGUGGAGCGGGUAUCGUCCUAACGAACCCAGGCGGAGACGAGUUCGAAUAUGCUCAACGAUUCGAAUCCAUAGCCUCAAACAACGUCGCUGAGUACGAAGCACUGAUAGCAGGAAUCCGCCUCGCCCUAGCAGCCGGAGCACGCAAGCUCCUAAUCCAAAGCGACUCUCAGAUCGUCGUUAACCAAGUACUCGGAGUUUACGAGGCCAAAGAAGACACCAUGGCCAAAUACUUAGCUCUCACACAUACUCUAUUAUCCAAGUUCGAGAGCUACGAAAUUAAACAAGUGCCCCGCUCCAAUAACGUCCACGCUGACAAAUUAGCUAGGCUUGGAAGUUCCAUGGCUAGCAUCGGAAGUCAGAAGGUGACGCUCCUCACCUCACCUCAGCCGGAGAUAACUUCACCCACUGAAAUACAGUACACCAAGGAGGAUGAACCAUGCUGGUUCACUCCAAUCCUGAAGUAUCUCAAGAAGGGAGAACUUCCAAUGGAUCCCACUGAAGCACGAAAGUUAAAAACGAGAGCCGUUCGCUUCGUCAUAGUGGGAGAAGAAUUGUACAAACGAGGGUUCUCAUUCCCCUAUCUCAAGUGCCUCGACCCGACCACAGCGGAUUACGUACUUAGAGAAGUACACGAAGGCAUCUGCGGCAAUCACUUGAGCGGGAGAACCUUAGCUCUCAAACUACUGAGGCAAGGCUACUAUUGGCCAACGAUGCAUGAAGACGCGAAGAAAUUAGUGGAAGAAUUGCCUAACGCACUAUGGGCUUAUCGCACAACCCCACGAGCAGCAACCGGAGAGUCGCCCUUCAAUCUAGCUUUCGGAACAGAGGUUAUCGCACCCGUCGAAAUCGGAGAACCAUCUUGGCGAAUCACCAACUAUGAUCCAGCAGCUAAUGAAGAAGCUAUGCGGGGAAGCCUCGACCUCGUAGAUGAGCUACGUGAGAUUGCAUACAUCCGACAACAGAUGUAUAAAUCACGCAUGGCCAAAGCCUAUAACUCAAAGGUCCGUCCUCGCUCCUUUCAAGUUGGAGAUUUAGUCCUCCGAAAAGACGAAGCCUCUCAUCCCAUUGGUAAGCUCGAUCCAAAGUGGGAAGGACCAUAUAAAGUCACAAAAGUGGUCAACACUGGAGCAUAUCGCCUAGAGAACAUUGACGGCCACCCUAUACCCAGAACAUGGAAUAUAGGGAACCUCAAACGGUUCUACGCUUAA